Molecule: messenger RNA, 1286 nt
Organism: Puntigrus tetrazona (Sumatra barb)
Lineage: Eukaryota; Metazoa; Chordata; Actinopteri; Cypriniformes; Cyprinidae
Gene: ppa1b
Product: inorganic pyrophosphatase 1b
Exons: 11
Coding region: 53-1006 (317 amino acids)
Biological process (GO): phosphate-containing compound metabolic process
Cellular component (GO): cytoplasm
Molecular function (GO): magnesium ion binding; inorganic diphosphate phosphatase activity
Source: RefSeq, a predicted model, not a curated record
AUUCACAAAUCAGACGCACACUUACGGCUUUUACGCAAUUCAUUCUCUGCGCAUGCGCGGUUUCCUCCAGCUAGUCGCUGCUGUCCUUUUUACACACAUCCUACCGGAAUCAGUACACAGAGCGCACAACAUGAGUUUCUCCACUGAAGAUAGAGGAAAUCCCAACACUUUGAGUUAUAGGAUUUAUUUCAAGAACUCAGAUGGAAAGUACAUUUCACCAUUCCACGAUAUCCCCAUGUAUGCAGAUGAAGCUCAGAACAUUUUCCACAUGGUUGUUGAAGUACCACGAUGGACAAAUGCAAAAAUGGAGAUUGCUACAAAAGACCCACUAAACCCCAUUAAGCAAGAUGUAAAGAAGGGCAAUUUGCGCUAUGUGGCCAAUGUUUUCCCCCACAAAGGCUAUAUUUGGAAUUAUGGAGCAAUUCCUCAAACUUGGGAAGACCCUGGGCACAAAGACAAUGACACAGGAUGCUGUGGUGACAAUGACCCAAUCGAUGUCUGUGAAAUUGGAAACAAGGUGUGCUGUCGGGGAGAUGUUAUCAAAGUGAAAGUACUGGGUGUUUUAGCAAUGAUUGAUGAAGGUGAAACUGAUUGGAAAGUCAUUGCAAUCAACGUUGAUGACCCCGAGGCAAAGGACUUUAACAACAUAAGUGACGUGAAGAGACUCAAGCCUGGCUACCUUGAGGCCACAGUUGACUGGUUCAGGAGGUACAAGGUACCUGAUGGGAAACCUGAAAACCAGUUUGCAUUCAACGGAGAGUUCAAAGACAAGGACUUUGCCACCGAGACGAUCAAAGCCACACACGGCUUCUGGAAGGCACUGAUCUCACAACAAACCAACGCUGGAGAACUAAACUGCAAGAACACGUGUGUCUCAGAGGGAGACAGUCCCUUCUGUUGUUCAGCAGAUGAAGCCAAAGCAGUUGUUGACGGAUCUUGCCCAUGUGGAGAGGCUAGUCCAGUUCCAAGCUCAGUUAACAAAUGGUUCUACUAUGCAAAGAACUGAAGAACAUAAUGCUGUGAAUGGACCAGUCUAAUCAUGUUUCGAAUAUGUAUUUCAUUAUCUGUCUAGAAUAAUAGUAUUUUAUGAAAAACAGGGGCACUUAACACAUCUUCUGGGGACUGAACUUUACAUGAAUACUUAGGGGAGCUAACCAAUGUCUUGUUAAGUUAAGUUUUAUUUGGUAAUGGAUAGAUAUGCUGUUUAACAGAUGCUCAAGUUAGUAAUAGUCUGGUCAAACUCAGGUACUGUAAGAUUCUAAACAAAUAAAGCUUUUCUCAUAUGA